GUUCGGGCGCCGGUUGGAGACUGAGAUUUAAAUCCAUUGGCGAGGAAGCGGCGGCCAUUUCAUGCACCUGAGGUCGGACUGGAGAGUGUGGGACAGACGCCUGACGGAGCCGGUGUGAACAAAAUGUCUCAGUUUGUUUUUGAGAGUGACAUUAAUAAUCUCCUAAAAUUGGAUGCUCCAAUAACAAAUGGGCCUCUAGCCAGGUGGCAGCGCAAAGCAAAGGAAAACAAUGGUGUUACUGGAUCUUUGUCUACUUCUGCUAAUAUUAGUGGCUUAUCACCAAUGAAGACUACAAACCGGUCACUGAAUGCAUCCAAGUUGGUGACACCUAGUAAGACACCAGGCAAGACAAAAACCCCUAAAUCUUCUAAGUGUUCCCGAGUACAGGGGACACCAUCAAAAGUAGGUGGUGAUCGUUAUAUUCCAGCCCGUAAUGCAGUACAAAUGGAUGUAGCACAUUUCUUGAUUGCCAAAGAAAAUGAACAAGAAAAUGAGUCUCCAACCAAGAAGGAACAGCAGAAGUCCUGGUCCUUAAACUUGAAUGGUUACGAUGUUGAGCAGGCUAAAAUUCUGCGACUGAGUGGGAAACCUCUUUGUGCACCAGAAGGUUACCAGAACAAUCUGAAAGUUCUGUACAGUCAGUCAGCAACACCAAGUUCCACCAAGAAGCCCACCCGAUACAUUCCCUCGAUGCCAGAGAGAAUUCUGGAUGCUCCAGAGAUCAGAAAUGAUUACUAUCUAAAUUUGAUUGAUUGGAGUUCACUGAACUAUCUGGCUGUGGGACUUGGAAAUAAUGUGUAUCUCUGGCAUGCUGAGUCUGGUGAUAUCCUGCCACUUGUACAGCUGGAGGGUCAGGAAGACUACAUUGCUUCUGUGUCCUGGAUAAAAGAAGGGAAUUAUUUAGCAGUUGGAACUAGGAAUGGAGAGGUACAGGUUUGGGAUGUGGAACGUCAGAAACGUCUGAGGAAUAUGGUGAGUCACACUGUACGAGUUGGGUCACUCAGCUGGAGCAGUUACAUUCUAUCCAGUGGCUGCAGAAUGGGUCAAAUACAUCAUCAUGAUGUCCGUGUUGCACAACACCAUGUAGCUACCUUGACAGGACAUACACAAGAAGUCUGUGGCUUGAAGUGGUCACCUGAUGGCAGGUAUCUUGCUAGUGGUGGUAAUGACAACAUUCUGAACAUCUGGCCAAGCAUUACUGGGAAUGAUGCAGAAUGCCAACCAUUACAUACGUUCACACUGCAUCAGGGUGCUGUUAAGGCAGUUGCCUGGUGUCCUUGGCAAGCAAAUAUUCUUGCAAGUGGUGGUGGCACCAGUGACAGAUUCAUCCGCCUUUGGAAUGUCAAUUCUGGGUCAUGUUUGAAUGCUGUGGACACUCGUUCUCAGGUCUGUUCGAUAAUCUGGUCGACAGAGUACAAAGAAAUGGUGUCAGGACAUGGAUUUUCACAAAAUCAGUUGGUAAUCUGGAAAUAUCCAAACUUGACCAAAGUUGCUGAGCUUAAAGGACAUCAGGCUCGUGUGCUGGAUCUGACUUUAAGUCCAGAUGGAACUACAGUAUGCUCUGUGGCUGCAGAUGAAACCAUCCGCAUCUGGAAAUGUUUUGCUGUGGACCCAGCAAAGAAGAAGAAAAUGGCAGUAGCCAAUCAGUCCAGUGUGCUGCACCAUGGCAUUCGAUAAAACACAUGAUUUUUGUGAUAGAAGCUUCUGCAACAAAAAAUGUGGUUGAACUCUACUUUCAAUGGAACAUUGGAAAGACUAAAUGUACAUUUAUUAAUGGAGGGAAACCAGUGUAUUUUUUUAUCCACUGGGAAUGUUUGCAUGAUAGUUAUUUUUAUUUUCACAAGUAUUGUUGGUAUUAUUUCUUGUACAUAAAUUUUUAACUUGUAACAUUUUAAUAAAACUGUUUAUGCUAGACAUUUAACCUUUUAAGUAAUUUAACAUGUAUAAAUUUCUUUAAUUUUCAUUUUUCAAUAAACUUCGUAUAUUCAA
Pristis pectinata (smalltooth sawfish) is the source of this 1989-nucleotide messenger RNA. RefSeq names its product cell division cycle 20 homolog (gene cdc20). Bases 124 to 1677 code for a protein of 517 amino acids. The transcript is spliced from 11 exons. Lineage: Eukaryota; Metazoa; Chordata; Chondrichthyes; Rhinopristiformes; Pristidae. Gene Ontology annotation, biological process: anaphase-promoting complex-dependent catabolic process; positive regulation of anaphase-promoting complex-dependent catabolic process; positive regulation of ubiquitin protein ligase activity. Gene Ontology annotation, cellular component: anaphase-promoting complex. Gene Ontology annotation, molecular function: protein binding; ubiquitin ligase activator activity; anaphase-promoting complex binding. The record is from RefSeq and is a predicted model, not a curated record.